GCAGGAUGGGAGGCGGCGGGUCGGCGCUGAGGGUCUGCGCGGAGCACCGCGGGGGCAUCAACUGGCUCAGCCUGAGUCCGGACGGCCAGCGCCUGCUCACGGGCAGCGAGGACGGCACGGCCCGGCUGUGGAGCGCGGCGGACGGCCAGUGCUGCGCCCUGCUGCAAGGGCACGAAAGCUACGUGACCUUCUGCCAGCUGGAGAACGAGGCCGCCUUCACGUGCAGCGCUGACCGCACCAUCAGGAAGUGGGACGUGCUGACCGGGCAGUGCCUGCAGGUGUUCCGAGGACACACGUCCAUUGUGAACAGGAUCCUGGUCGCCAACAACCAGCUGUUCAGCAGCUCCUACGACCGGACGGCUCGUGCCUGGAGUGUGGACGCGGGGCAGGUGUCCCAGGAGUUCCGGGGCCACCGCAACUGUGUGCUGACUCUCGCCUACUCUGCCCCCUGGGACCUCCCCGGGGCCCCCUUCGAGGAGGAGGCUGUGGCCGGGGGGCUGCUGGUCACGGGCAGCACCGAUGGCACGGCGAAGGUGUGGCAGGUGGCCAGCGGCUGCUGCCAUCAGACCCUGCGGGGCCACACGGGCGCCGUGCUGUGCCUCGUGCUCGACACGCCCAGCCACACGGCCUUCACGGGCAGCACGGACACCACCAUCCGCGCCUGGGACAUCCUGAGUGGGGAGCAGCUGCGAGUGUUCCGGGAGCACCAGGGCUCCGUCAUCUGCCUGGAGGUGAGACCCGCCGUCUGCCCGGGAGUCCCUGGGUCAUCUCCCCAGCCGCUGCCCUGCUCCAGAGUGCUCGUCCGCCCAGGCCGUGUGUCUGAGGGGUGGGGAGAGGGACAGCUGGGGCUGGUUUCUUGUGAGGCCGCACGUGGCCUUCCCUCCGUAUCCACGUUUCCUCUUCUUAUAAGGAUACCAGUCACACUGGGUGGGCGGAGGGGGCCCGGAGGGGGCCCCUGUGACUCGGCCGCCCUGCCCCCUGCCCCGCGGCGUCCUGGCGGCGUGGAGGGCGGGAGGCCAGUGGCGCGUGUGUCCACAGUGUUCACCGGCAGCGGCGACGCCCGCGCGCGCGCCUUCGACGCCCAGUCCGGAGCGCUGCAGAGGGUGUUCCGCGGCCACGCGUUCGUCAUCAACUGCAUCCAGGUAGGCGCGCCCGCCCUGCCGCCCGCCCCGGAGGGAGGGAUCGAGGGGGAAGCAGCACCGGUCCCCACGUCCCCAGCACUCCACCGCCGGCAAGACUUCCUCCCCGAGGCCGAGGUCCCCUGGGCUGAGAUGUCCCCAGCAGUCGGCCUCGGUAGCGGCCGUGCACGCCGAUGCCCGGCCUGC
This is a messenger RNA of Pteropus alecto (black flying fox), 1325 nucleotides long. RefSeq names its product WD repeat domain 86 (gene WDR86). The record is from RefSeq and is a predicted model, not a curated record. The transcript is spliced from 4 exons. NCBI's taxonomy places the organism in Eukaryota, Metazoa, Chordata, Mammalia, Chiroptera, Pteropodidae. The annotation marks the transcript as partial. Gene Ontology annotation, molecular function: protein binding.